UUUCAACCCUCGUAAGGGGUUGUGGAGGGGGUUGAAAGGAGAAUAGUGCCCCGGGCAGCGGGUGCUGCAUCGAUGGGUGGGUCAGAUAUCUCAUACACUUUGUUGGUGUAGGUGUCAUCAGUUGAUAAUGCUGUGAUUAUUGCUAAAAAAGGAUUUUCGUGUCAAACUAGAAUUAAUUAAUAACAGUUUAUUAAUAAUGUGCAAGUUUAAUCAAAGAAGGUGAAAGCUUCAGUGUAGCAUGGAAGUGGCAAUGCCUGUGACGGGAAAUACCGUCGAUUGCUACGAGGAUAUGUUUAAAGAGAUAACCAGGAAGCUAUAUGGAGAAGAUGGUCUUUCGGAUAUAACAUCAAACGACAGGCUUGCACCUCCUCAAGACCGCUGUCUUACCCCCGUGGACUACGAAACAAGUGGUCCCUUGCUUAAAUCUGACGAUCACUUAACUGCUUUUGGGCUGGCAGCCUUGAUGCAGAAUGGAUUUCCAUCAAACGGCAUUUUCAAUACAACAUUUCAACAACACAAACCGAGCCAAAACUUUGAAGAGAAAUGGAUAAUUAGCGACGACGAUCUUCAAUGGACCCGGUCAAAAAUUGCGAGUUACAAUCCAGCACAGAAACUCUUUCGAUGCGUUGAGUGUGAUUGUGUUGGAUAUCUCCCAAGGGUUGCAGAACAUUGGCUGGGUACACAUUCAAAUUUGAGGACGUUUAGGUGUCCGCAAUGCCCUUAUGAAAGCGCUUGGGCUAGAUGCGUACGACUCCAUUUAACUAGACAGCAUAAUAUAAGCACUGAGGAAACUACAGAUGUUCUAUUAAAGAACAACCCAGUGCUACACGAAAUUUCUAGAUAUCUUCAAAGACUAAAAUCUAGGCUUGAUGUUGGUGGAGCGAAGAAUUCUUCUAUCCAUGGACCUGACGACUAUCAUUCUUCAUCAAGCAGCAUUCCCUCCACGAGCAGUUCCAUGACAACAAAUCGGACUCAAUCGACAACUAAUUCCCAAAAUACAAUAAACAAUGAUUCCGCUAAUAUAUCGACGACAAACAAAAGGUAUAGCUGUUCUUUCUGUCCUUAUGCAACUGAUAGAAGAGAUUUGUUUACAAGGCACGAAAACAUCCAUCGCGAAGAAAAACCGUUUCAAUGUUACGUUUGUCAAAAGCAGUUCAACAGAGCUGACCAUGUCAAAAAGCAUUUUCUUCGCAUGCACAGAGAACAUCCGUACGAUCUGAAUAGAAUACGACGACAUCCUCCGAAAAAUGCGUCAGGAAUGUCGUUUUACAACCGGUACAAUUCAAAUGAAGUAUCGUCAUCUCAUUCCUCCGACCCAACAUCUAGUGAUGUGGUAUCACUUGGUAGUUCUUUGACAAUUCCCAAUGGACUUUGCAACAUUGCUAAAACGAUAAGUGGAAAACAGUUUGGAAGUAUAGAUUCCAAAUGUUCGGCAAAUAUGAAGACCUGCAAUUUGGGAAAAAAUAUCGGUAAGAAAAAGGGAGACAAGCGUUUUAGUUGUUGUUAUUGUUCUUGGACGGGCGUCGACAAUUGGUGUUUAAAGAGACACAUGAAUACUCAUCUGAAACCUUUUGUCUGUGGACUUUGCGAUUACAAAGCAGCUAGGUCGGAAAGACUUGCCACUCAUGUACUUAAAGUCCACAAUAAACGAGCUUGUGGAAAAUGUAAUUUUCUUGCCGACGAUCCUGCUCAACUUACUAUUCAUCAACAAGAUCAUCACCCAUUAGAUCAGAGAAACAAUCGUUCUAAUCAUUCCGUACGUUCUUUUUCGUACUCGGCAAACAACUCCAGUAACACAAACACAGGUGGUAGUGCUUCUAAUACUUGCAUAGCAUCUCUAAGUAAUAACCAAAAUAUUAACAAAUCGUACGACGUAAAUAGUGCUGCAGCUUUAAUGCAACAUAGUGCUCGACUACUUCAGCCAGACUCGAGCAAGUCAUGGAAACAACAUACCCCAAAACAGCAUGGAGCAGCUAGAUUGUUUAAUUACAUGGAAGCUAGCGACAGUUCGGAACCCGAAAGUGAUUCAAAGGGUCCAGAGGAGUCAAGUCGAACCAGUAUUACACAUAGAAUCAAUUCGGAUUUUCCUGAAGCGGGAGAUGUUGCAGGUCAUCUAAAAACCACAAAAGAGGUAGAAAAAGAAGAAGUUGAAGUUCCUCUUUUCGUGUGUAAAAGUUGUGGCUGCGAGUUUGAAGACGAUGCAUCGCUCGAAACUCACAAAUUUAUCAAAUGCCACAUACCAACAUCUCCCGCGAAACAACCAGAAGAAACGAAAGAGAAUGUCAAUCCGAAAUUGAAGUAUCAAUGUCAGAUAUGCACUGAAACGUUUUAUAGUCAGUUUUCGGUAAUGUUCCACAUGUCUACGCACAGUAUGCUUCAUUUCCAGCAUUCUACAAACGAGUCCGUUCAGGAAAAAGAGAAUCACAAGAGAUCAAGGAAGCAAACGAAACCGAAAAAAGUAGUUUCACCAACCAUGGACAAUAAAGACGACACACAAAACGCAAGCAGCUUUAAAAGACAAUUGUGCGAGAAAUAUAUGAUGCAGUUUCUCCAAAGAAGAAGAUUCUCAUGUACACUGUGCAAAACUGCAAAACUGAGUCAAUUCCGUACGAAGUCGAAAUUGAUUUUACAUCAAUUUUGGAGACAUAGCAAAAAUAAAUUUCAAUGUGAACAUUGUAAUUUACGAUUUAGACAUAGAUACCAAGUUGUCUUGCAUUCAAGUUCAGUGCAUAUUACUAAACUCAACAACAACAAAAAUCAGCAGACAGCUCCUACUAAAGAAAUCAAUCCUAAUCCCCCCAGUGAAUCCCUGGUUGUAUCUGGUACUCAAGAUAUCUCCCAUGGUUACGUUACUAAUUCUUACAUCACUGCUGUACCUGAUAUUAAUAACUCAAACACCCCCGUACAUAAAUUAGGUGUUUCUUUUUUAGAUCACACCUUUCUACAUUCAAAUCCAAAUUUGAAUAGUCACAUGCCAAUAAUAAUUCCGACAUUUCCGCCCUGUUAAGAAAAUUCCUUUUUGUCUGUGGUUUAAAUAAGAUGUUGGUGUUUUAAAAAAUUUCUACAGCUACAAAUAAAAUUUAAGUGACCUUCGUAAUCUUAAUGACUCAUAAGGCUUUCAGAUUAAAACGCCUUCUACUAACUAAUUUUAUACAAAAUUAAUGUAGACUAUUUUGUGUACGUAUUAAAAUAUGACGCAUAGAUCCAAGUAAAGUAAGUUCGGCAGUCCAUGUUAAAACUUUUAUAUGAUAAUAAUAAUGAAAAAGAAACGCGACAAUUUAUUGCUAUUACAUAUGUUCCAUAGUGUA
Messenger RNA from Agrilus planipennis (emerald ash borer), 3308 nucleotides. It is a transcript of the gene chn, whose product is annotated as zinc finger protein 84. The record is from RefSeq and is a predicted model, not a curated record. Gene Ontology annotation, cellular component: chromosome. Gene Ontology annotation, biological process: regulation of transcription by RNA polymerase II. Gene Ontology annotation, molecular function: chromatin insulator sequence binding. NCBI's taxonomy places the organism in Eukaryota, Metazoa, Arthropoda, Insecta, Coleoptera, Buprestidae. The transcript has 4 exons. Bases 239 to 3007 code for a protein of 922 amino acids.